AUGGCUGCUCCUAAGCCUAAAUACAUUGAACCUAUUUUAAUGGCUACUUCAACAGAUCAUUCAAUUGUUUCAAAAGAUAAUUUUCAUACAAUAAUGAGAACAUUACAACAAAGACUACGUGAUAGUUCUUGGUCUGUUGUUUAUAAAUCCUUAAUUGUAAUUCAUUUAAUGAUUAGAGAAGGUGAUAAAGAUGUGACAUUAAAUUAUUUAGCAGAUAAUGGAACAUCAAUGUUUAAUUUACAACUGAGUAAUUUAGUUGCAAAUAGUGGGAGUUUUAAUCAAGAUGCAAGACAUAUAAUUAAAUACGCCAAAUAUUUAAGUACAAGAGUAAAACAAUUUGAUGCAACUGGAAUAGAUUAUGUUAGAGAUGAAAGAUCAAAUAAUAGUACUACUCAACAAGGUGGAAGAUUAAGAUCACUUAGUAUUGAAAAGGGUUUAUUGAGAGAAACAGAUAGUGUUCAAAAACAAAUCGAUUCCCUUUUAAAAAAUAAUUUUAUGGAAAAUGAAAUAAAUAAUGAUAUUGUAUUAACAGCAUUUCGAUUAUUAGUAAAUGAUUUAUUAGCAUUAUUUCAAGAAUUAAAUGAAGGAGUUAUCAAUAUUUUAGAACAUUAUUUUGAAAUGUCAAAACCAGAUUCAGAAAGAUCAUUAAAAAUUUAUAAAAAAUUUGUUGAUCAAACUAAAUUUGUAAUAGAUUAUUUAAGAGUAGCUAAACAUCUUGAAUAUGCAACUAAACUUCAUGUUCCAACUAUAAAACAUGCACCUACGGCAUUAACCAGUUCACUUGAAGAAUAUUUGAAUGAUCCGAAUUUUGAAAUUAAUAGGAGACAAUAUUUAGCAGAAAAGAAUAAUAGUAAUAAAUCAGAAGCAAAACCUAUAAAUGAUACUAACAAGGAACCCCAAAACAACAACAACAACAACAACAACUCAUCUCAGAAUAAUUCUUCCAAUGAUGGAGUAGAUAGACAUGCAUCAUUGGUUGUUCAACAAACUUAUAAUCCUUGGAAUAAUAUGUUUGUUCCAGGUCAAGCCCAAAGUUACGUACAAAAUCAAGAUCCGUUUCAAUUACAACAACAACAACUACAACAGCAACAGCAACAGCAACAACAGCAGGAGCAACAACAACAGCUUCAACAACAGCAACAGUUUCAACAACAACAACAACUCCAACAACAACAACAAAUACAACAACAACAAGAUGCACAGAUACAACAACAAUUGCAAGCUCAACAACAAGUACAACAACAGAAUCAAUUACAAGCUCAACAACAAGUACAGCAACAAAAUCAGUUCCCAAGCUUUAAUUCGACUACUAAUUUACAACCUAUACCACAAAAUCAACCAUUCCAACAUCAAUCAUCACUUCAAUCUUCCUACACUGGAGCUGGAUUUGGUGGUUAUGGUCCUCAACCAUUGCAACAUCAAAACACUAAUCCAUUUUUACAAAAUAGACAGCUGCAACCGCAACAGCAACAGCAACAAAUUUUUCUUCAACAAUCAAACCAACAACCAAUUCAACGUCAAAAUACAAAUCCCUUUGCAUUACAAUCUCUACAAGAACAACAGCAAGCACAUCAUCAACCAUUACCACAACCAACUUCAAAUUGGCAACAACCACAACAACCACAACAAACUUCAUCUUGGCAACCAUCAAUAUUUCAACAACUGAGUACCGGAAUACAAAGAUCUAAUACCAAUCCAUUUUCAAGAAUGGCAACAGGGCAGCAACAACAACAAACUCAGUCAUAUCCUGGGGUUGUACCUCAGCCGUUGAAACCACAGUCAACUAACCCAUUCGCACGUAAAGUAUUCAAUCCAAAUACAGAUAGUUUGAUUUAA
Molecule: messenger RNA, 1836 nt
Organism: Lodderomyces pseudojiufengensis
Lineage: Eukaryota; Fungi; Ascomycota; Pichiomycetes; Serinales; Debaryomycetaceae
Exons: 1
Coding region: 1-1836 (611 amino acids)
Biological process (GO): vesicle budding from membrane; clathrin coat assembly; clathrin-dependent endocytosis
Cellular component (GO): clathrin-coated pit; clathrin-coated vesicle
Molecular function (GO): 1-phosphatidylinositol binding; SNARE binding; phosphatidylinositol-4,5-bisphosphate binding
Source: RefSeq, a predicted model, not a curated record